AUGAAGACCCAGACCAAGAAGGAGAGUGAUGGAGUGCUGCAUCAGAUGACCUGGCCUCAAUCAUGGAGCCUCUAUUUGGACACAGAGACAGUGGAGCACAGAGAGCUACCCUGCCUGUGUGUCGGCCUGCAGGCUGCCUGUGUACCUGUGAUACUCAGUAACGGCUGGGAGAUGCCCUUCUCGGAGAUCAUCCACUGGAACACAGCAGCUGUGAUCGGGGACGAACGACUGCUACUUCAGAUUCCGUCUACGGUGCGUUCCAUUCACCAGGACAACAUCUUGUCUCUCAGACAGCAGACCCAGUUCCUGUGGGAGGCCUACUUCUCUUCUGUAGAGAGGAUAGUACUCACAACACUAGAGAUCAUCCAUGACCGGGUGCUCCAGCAUGCAGCCCGUAGUAACCUGAUGUGGAACAGUCUUCCCGGAGGUCUCUACUCCCUGCCUCAGUACUCCUCAUACUUGGGAGACUUCCCUUUCCACUAUGCCAAGCUAGGUAUCAAGCCUCGUCCCAAGUUCACGGCGAUCAUCCAUGCUGUGACUCCCCUGGUCUCCCAGUCUCAGCCCAUCCUCAAGCUACUGGUGGCUGUCGCCAAGUCCCAGCACUGUGUCCAGGUGAUCGUCCUAUGGAACUGUGACAAGCCCCUCCCGGCCAAACACCGCUGGCCUGCCACCGCCGUACCUGUCCUGGUCAUAGAUAGAGAGAGCAAGGUGAGUCCUCAGUACCUUGACGAGCCCUACUGUUUGUUGCUGUGUCUUCAGGUGAUGAGCAGUCGUUUCCUGCCCUAUGACACAAUACCAACAGACGCCGUUCUGAGUCUGGACGAGGAUACAGUUCUCUCUACUACUGAGGUGGACUUUGCUUUCACGGUGUGGCAGAGUUUCCCAGAGAGGAUUGUGGGAUACCCGGCCAGGAGUCAUUUCUGGGACAGCAACAAGGAGAGGUGGGGUUACACCUCCAAGUGGACCAACGACUACUCUAUGGUCCUGACAGGAGCUGCUAUAUACCACAGAUAUUACCACUACCUGUACACCAGUUACCUGCCGGCUAGUCUGAGGGACCUGGUGGACCAGCUGUCUAACUGUGAAGACAUCCUGAUGAACUUUCUGGUGUCAGCCGUCACCAAGCUGCCGCCCAUCAAGGUCACCCAGAAGAAACAGUACAAGGAGACUAUGAUGGUGCAGACCUCUAGAGCGUCUCGGUGGGCCGACCCAGACCACUUUGCCCAGCGACAGAGCUGCAUGAAUAAAUUUGCCAGCUGGUUUGGCAGCAUGCCCCUGGUGCACUCUAAUAUGCGUCUAGACCCGGUGUUGUUUAAAGACCAGGUGUCCAUACUGAGAAAGAAAUACAAGGACAUAGAGAGACUAUAACCAGCCUGAGACCCCUGCUGCCCCCUUGAAGGACAGGAGAGUAGAGGGAUGGGACACACACAGAGACCCUCCCAGAGAGAAGGGAGGAACAGGAGAAGAAACGAGAGGAGAGGACAGGGCGCUGUGGAGCCAGGACGCCACGACCCUCCCAGAGAGAAGGGAGGAACAGGGGAAGAAACGAGAGGAGAGGACAGGGCGCUGUGGAGCCAGGACGCCACGACACUCCCAGAGAGAAGGGAGGAAAUGGGGAAGAAACGAGAGGAGAGGACAGGGCACUGUGGAGCCAGGACGCCACGGUAGACCCUCCCAGAGAGAAGGGAGGAACAGGGGAAGAAACGAGAGGAGAGGACAGGGCGCUGUGGAGCCAGGACGCCACGACCCUCCCAGAGAGAAGGGAGGAACAGGGGAAGAAACGAGAGGAGAUGACAGGGCGCUGUGGAGCCAGGACCCUCCCAGGGUUGACCCUCCUAGAGAGAAGGGAGGAACAGGGGAAGAAACGAGAGGAGAGGACAGGGCACUGUGGAGCCAGGACGCCACGACCCUCCCAGAGAGAAGAGAGGAACAGGGGAAGAAACGAGAGGAGAGGACAGGGCACUGUGGAGCCAGGACGCCACGUCCCUCCCAGAGAGAAGAGAGGAACAGGGGAAGAAACGAGAGGAGAGGACAGGGCACUGUGGAGCCAGGACGCCACGAUUGACCCUCCCAGAGAGAAGGGAGGAACAGGGGAAGAAACGAGAGGAGAGGACAGGGCGCUGUGGAGCCAGGACGCCACGCGUCUUCCACCCACACUCUCCAUCCUUGUACGCUGUUGCUGGUGCCAACAGUGGUAACCGUGACAACCCAGGCUGUAUUUUGGUAGGAGCUGUACACAGACAGAAAACUAGUUCAUGCACAAAUGACAACAUGGACGUCUGGGGGUUCCACGUUCCACGUUCUUCCCCUCACAAGACCUGGUGAACCACUAUAAUCACACAGCCCUCACCUAGUCAGCCCCCACUAUAAUAACAAUAUAUACUAUCUAACACACCCUUUUAUGCAAAGACACAAACAUUUUACUUCUGGGUGGUCCCAGGAAUCGAACCCACUAUCAAGACUAACACCCACAGUCAUCAAUAAAGACUCUCUUCUUUGUCCAUCUUCAACUCUCAUUCACAUUAACAUGAUCCGAUUGAUUUGAGUUGACACACAUUCAUCAUCUUUAGAGUUAAAAGGACACUAAAGGGGGUUUUGGCAUCUACUGACCCAGAGUCAGAUGAGGUCCUUUAUCUACUGACCCAGAGUCAGAUGAGGUCCUUUAUCUACUGACCCAGAGUCAGAUGAGGUCCUUUAUCUACUGACCCAGAGUCAGAUGAGGUCCUUUAUCUACUGACCCAGAGUCAGAUGAAGCCCUUUAUCUACUGACCCAGAUUCAGAUGAGGUCCUUUAUCUACUGACCCAGAGUCAGAUGAGGCCCUUUAUCGACUGACCCAGAGUCAGAUGAGGUCCUUUAUCUACUGACCCAGAGUCA
Molecule: messenger RNA, 2875 nt
Organism: Oncorhynchus nerka (sockeye salmon)
Lineage: Eukaryota; Metazoa; Chordata; Actinopteri; Salmoniformes; Salmonidae
Product: exostosin-1a-like
Exons: 10
Coding region: 1-1368 (455 amino acids)
Cellular component (GO): membrane
Molecular function (GO): glycosyltransferase activity
Source: RefSeq, a predicted model, not a curated record